AAAACUCGCUGACUUAGUGACUUACCGACCUCAUGAUUAGUCACUUGACUAAUUUUGCGUAUUACACACUGCUGCGCAUUUUAGCACAAUCAAGUUAAUCAACCUCCAGAGAGUCCAAGCUUCUUCUCUAUAUCUCAAAAUUUUCUUCUUUUGUACGAUCUUCCUUCCAUGAUUCAUUGAUUCGAUUCUCAUAAUCGCUGGAAACCCUAUUCGCAGAUAUUCUCGUUACCCCAGACCCUAUCCAACCUCAUGGAUUUCUUCAAAUCUGUUUUCGCCGACGAACCAAAUCUGAAAGACCAGAGAUCCGAACUCGAAUCCUCCGCAAAAUCAACCCAGAAAGGAGAAGAAGAUGAAGACCCAGAACCCAAUUCUUCAUCAGAUCAACCCCAUUUAAGUGCUAGCCCUAAUUCGUCAGGUAACGAUGGCAGUGGAGGCGCCGGUGGCGGGUGGAGCUUUGGAGGCUUUUUGAAAACCCUGUCGGUCAAAUCCGAAUCAGUCCUGGAGACGUACAGCCGAGAUCUAAAGGAGUUUGGAUCAGGCCUGAAGACGGAGACGGUGGCGUUUCGGGAAGCCGCCAGCCGCGCGGUGAAGGAACUCCCGGCUUCGAUCGACGUGGCUCAGGGGUCACUGGAGACAGUGGGGCAUGCCAUUGAUGAAUUGGGGACCUCCGUCUGGAAAUCUACGGCUGAGAUCAUCUCCCACGGUAAGGACACCGAUUUUGAGUCUGAUUCUUCAGAAAAUAAUAAUCCGAAUUAUACUAAUCAGAGUGUAAAUUCGAAGCAAUAUAGUAGGUUUGAUGCGCGGGUGCGCGCAAUUCAAAGUGACUUGAGUACUUACUGUGAAGAACCUGAGGAUUUAUACGAUUAUAAUAAAUGGAAAAUAGGGUUUGUGUUGGAGGAGAAGGGUGAGGAAGUAGAGAAAUUAAUUGAAGAAAACGAGGCUAUGGAGAGUGUCUAUAAAAGGGUUGUUCCUAGCGAGGUGAAUCAUGAUAUCUUCUGGUGUAGGUACUUUUAUAAGGUUCAUAAGCUCAAGCAAGCUGAGAAUGUUAGGGCUAAUCUUGUGAAAAGGGCAAUUUCAAAGGAAGAUGAGGAGGAUUUGAGCUGGGAUGUUGACGAGGAUGACAAGGAGGAAACUGAUGUUGUGUUCUCAAAGGGAUUAUCGUUUGAAAUUAAGGAGGCUGGUAACACAGAUUCAGUGCAACAUAUGGGAGAGAAAGAACAUUCAGUGGAAAAGAGAACAUUGGGGAAUGAAGAUUCUUCCCAAGUUGUGGGUGAUGAGAAAGUAGAUUCAUUGGAAAACAGAGAGUUGGCAAGUAGAAAUUCUCCACAAAUUCUGGAGAGUUCGGGGGAUGAAUUGAAAGGCAGGAGUGCCGAUGAGAAGAGAGAGAAGGGGUCCAAUGAGGAUAACGGGGACAAGGGCAUGGUUUUGCAAUUGAGGAGUGAGGAUGUAUCUGAGGAGAAAGUGCAGUCUCAAGGGGAGAAAGUGCAAUCUCAAGGAGCUGCUGGAAUGAAUGAUGAGUCUAAUGAAAAGAGGAGUUUGGAAGGGAGGGACGAUCCUGGUGAAUCAGCUAAAGAUGAUGACUUGUCUAUUCGGUUGAAGCAAGCUUCAUUGCCCAAAGAAGAAGACCUUGAGUGGGAUGAGAUUGAGGAUCUCGGCAGUGAUGAUGAAAAGAAAACUACUCAUGAUUGGAGCCCAAAUAGGACUGAUCUCCGUAAGCGGCUAAGCGUUGCAGAAGAAGAGGAGGAUUUGAGUUGGGAUAUUGAAGAUUAAGACCUGAUGCAGCAUAAGUUCAAAGUUCAUAUUUGCUUUAAAUUCACUUAUUGCUGUUCUAUUGUUUCAUGUAAUUUGCUUCUACAAUUGUUAUUAGGUUGGGGAGGAUUAUUUUCACCCUUGGUGUGUGUAUAAUGCAAAUAGUAUUUAGUGACGCUGUACUCUAAUAGUAGCAGCUAAAGCAUUUGCAUCCAGAAUGAAACUCCAUUUCUUUCAUAUCUA
Malania oleifera is the source of this 1992-nucleotide messenger RNA. RefSeq lists its product as uncharacterized. The transcript has a single exon. The record is from RefSeq and is a predicted model, not a curated record. Lineage: Eukaryota; Viridiplantae; Streptophyta; Magnoliopsida; Santalales; Ximeniaceae. Gene Ontology annotation, cellular component: cytoplasm. The coding region runs from base 250 to 1770 and encodes 506 amino acids.